AUGGCAGCCACCAGUUCAGAACAAAAUGCACCGGCUCAAGCUAAUGGAACCCAGGAAGCAGGACAAAGACAGGCUGACCAAGAAUGUUGGCAUCAUGGCUGUUUAAUUCUCCAAAUUGAAGAGAUAUCAUCAAUGGAGGAAGGGGAGGAACUGUCUGUCCUGUAUUUACAAGACCCAGUGGAAAGGGAAUUGCUGAGGGGUGACCACACAGCUGAUGAUAGGAUUCCGAGAGAAAAAAAGGAGAAGGAUCCUCAUCAGGAGUAUCCUGAGGAAUUGGAACCACAUGGGAAGCUGCCAGGGAUCGCCAAAGACAAUAUUUUCCACUAUUCUGAUCAAGCGAAAGCCUGUGAGAAUCAGCAUAGACCAGAGAGCAAGCAGGAAGGAUUUCUAGCGAAGAAAUGGUAUAAAUCAACUCAAUCUGAAAGAGAUUUCAGCAAACCCCAAAAUGUUAUCGUCCACCACAAAAUCAACACCGGAGGGAAACCAAACAUAUGUGCUGAAUGUGGCAAAAGCUUCAGUCGGAGCUCUACACUCUUCCAGCAUCAGAGAAUCCACACGGGUGAAAAACCCUAUAAGUGUCGGGACUGUGCAAAAAGCUUCUGUCAGAGCUCAACGCUCAUUCAGCACCAGAGAAUGCACAGAGGAGAGAAACCUUAUCAGUGUCCUGACUGUGGUAAAGGUUUCCUUUGUAAAUCAGGACUUACAAUCCAUCAGAGGAUCCAUACAGGCGAGAAGCCUUAUGGAUGCAGUGACUGUGGCAAAAGCUUCAGGACGAAGUCCCAACUAGUAUCACAUCAGAGAGUCCACACCAAAUAG
Molecule: messenger RNA, 816 nt
Organism: Caretta caretta (loggerhead turtle)
Lineage: Eukaryota; Metazoa; Chordata; Testudines; Cheloniidae
Source: RefSeq, a predicted model, not a curated record